AUGUCGGUGCUAACACCCGUCAUUUUGCCAAAAGAUCACUACGUGACCGAACUUAUUGUCAACUACUAUCAUCGAAAGUAUCAACACUGCAACACAGAGACAGUAGUCAACGAACUGCGCCAACGCUUCAUCAUAGCCCAACUAAGACCGACUGUUAAAAAAAUAGCUCGAAGGUGUCAACAUUGCAAAGUGUAUCGUCCACAACCUCAAACACCUCGAAUGGCUCCCUUACCUGAAGCCCGGCUGGCGAUGUUUACUCGCCCAUUCAGCUACGUGGGACUGGAUCUUUUCGGUCCAUUAUUAGUUAAAGUCGGAAGAAGUUCAGUGAAAAGAUGGGUGUCGAUUUUCACCUGUCUAACGAUUCGCGCUGUACACGUUGAAGUAGUGCAUAGUUUAAGCACUGAAUCGUGUAUACUCAGUAUUCGACGUUUCAUCGGUAGGCGUGGGGCCCCAAUAGAAAUCUACUCGGACAAUGGUACCAACUUCCGAGGAGCGGACAACAUCCUGCAGAAGCAGAUCCAGCAGCUGCAUUCGAAUAUGGCUUCUACCUUUACGGAUGCGCGUACGAAAUGGGUGUUCAUCCCUCCCGGAACACCACACAUGGGCGGAAGUUGGGAGCGCAUGGUGCGAUCAGUAAAAACUGCAUUGGAAGCAAGCGUCUGCGCAGGACGUAAGCUCGAUGAUGAAGCUUUGUAUACACUUCUCGUUGAUGCCGAAGGAAUAGUAAACUCCCGUCCACUCACCUAUCUACCCUUGGAUUCGGUAGAACAGGAAGCCAUCACCCCUAACCAUUUCUUGCUUGGUAGCUCUGAUGGCGUUAAACAAAGGCAGGACAAUGCAUCGGAUGAUGCUAAAACGAUUGGAAAAUCCUGGAACCAAAUUCAAGGACAGCUCGAUGUUUUUUGGAAUCGGUGGGUGCGCGAAUACCUGCCUUCAAUAACGCGUCGUACAAAGUGGUUCGACGACGUAAAACCCGUUGCUGUCGGUGAUUUGGUUGUAAUAGUGAACGAAGCGCGACGGAACGGUUGGACGCGAGGUCGGGUACAUGAGGUCAUUCAUGGGUCAGACGGACGUAUUCGUAAAGCAAUCGUUCUUACAAAUAAGGGGCUCACACGGCAGUCGGUCGCAAAAUUGGCAGUCUUGGAUAUAAAGCAAAGGGAAACCCUGGGCCUCAGUGACCCGGUGGCCAGCGUUACGGGGGGGAGGAUGUUGGGAACUGGGCACCCUGCCUGA
Molecule: messenger RNA, 1233 nt
Organism: Uranotaenia lowii
Lineage: Eukaryota; Metazoa; Arthropoda; Insecta; Diptera; Culicidae
Exons: 1
Coding region: 1-1233 (410 amino acids)
Biological process (GO): DNA integration
Molecular function (GO): nucleic acid binding
Source: RefSeq, a predicted model, not a curated record